Onthophagus taurus is the source of this 1456-nucleotide messenger RNA. RefSeq names its product FK506-binding protein 39kD (gene Fkbp39). NCBI's taxonomy places the organism in Eukaryota, Metazoa, Arthropoda, Insecta, Coleoptera, Scarabaeidae. Gene Ontology annotation, cellular component: nucleolus; chromatin. The record is from RefSeq and is a predicted model, not a curated record. Gene Ontology annotation, molecular function: peptidyl-prolyl cis-trans isomerase activity.
CGCAAAAAUUCCCGGCAGAUGUUCUUCCUCCGCUUAACGGUUACUUUGCUGACUUACCUCGUGGAGAAGCCGUCGUUUUAACAAUCUUUUCUUAAGUUUUAACCGUAUUAAAUACUUAAUAAACAUGUUUUGGGGAUUGAUUUUGGAGCCUGAAAGGCGUUAUUCGCAAAUAGUUAAGAAACCAUUUCGGGUAACGAUGGCUUCUUUAGAUGUUAUAUCCUCAAAAGAAGAACCAACGCAGGUUAUCGUAACAUUCCAGAACAAAAAUUUUCUUGCAUGCACACUAAAAAAAGACGGACUCUUAAAUCAACCUUUGGAUUUACGUUUCCAGGAAGGGGACCAAAUUUCUUUUGCUGCCAACGGAAACUCCCAUGUACAUCUAACAGGUUAUUUAAUGGAUAUGGAAGAUGAUUUUGAUCUUGAAGGUGAAGAAUCCGAGGAUGAAGCAAAUAAAGUUACAAUGAAAAAAAGGCGUAACGAACAGAACGAUGCACCUCCUUCUAAGAAGAGUAAAACCCUCGAACUUUUAGAAAAUGCUGAAGAAAGUGACUCAGACGAUUCAGAUUUUAGUCUCAGUAAAAUUCCAGUACCAUUUUCAGAUGAAGAUGAAAGUGGGGAUGAUGAAGAAGAUGAUGUUGAAGAGGAGGAGGAAGAAGAUGAUGAUGAGGAUGAUGAAGAAGGUGAUGAUGAUGAAGAUGAGGAAGCCGAUGAAUUAGAACUAGAAUUUGAAGAGGAUGAAAGUGAGGAUGAAGAUGAUGAGGAAGAUGAAGUUAAAGAGAUCAACAUUAAACCUAGUAAGGGACAAAAGAAAAAGGAUAAGAAGCAAGCAUCAAAAGAUGUUAAAAAUAAUUCUGUUCAGAGUGAAAAAUCAAAACAAAAUGAUAAAAAACAAAAUGAAUCCCAAAAAAAUGGAUCCCCAGCGAAAAAACGUACGAUUGAGGGUGGAGUUAGCAUUGAAGAAUUAAAAGUCGGAAAUGGACCAAUCGCUAAAGCUGGGAAAUUCGUUAAUGUUUAUUAUGAGGGAAGACUGAAGUCUAAUAAUAAAAUGUUUGAUUCUGCUACUAAAGGGGCUGGCUUUCAAUUUCGUUUAGGUCGCCAAGAAGUUAUCAAAGGCUGGGAUGUAGGUGUAUCUGGAAUGAAAGUUGGAGGAAAACGACGAAUUAUUUGUCCACCAAAUAUGGCUUAUGGAGCUAAAGGAUCACCACCAGCUAUUCCCCCAAAUUCCACAUUAGUUUUUGAUGUUGAGUUAAAAAAAGUGAAGUAAACUCAACAUCUGUGAAUCUUACAUAACUCAUUUUGUUUUUUCAUCCUCUAGUUGUUAAGGUAUUUGUAUAACCGUUUCCGUUCAUUUUUUUUUAAAUGUAUUUGUAAGUAGUCCUAAGUGACUAUGAGUACUGUUUUGUGAUUCCUUGUUCUUUUCGAGUAUUACAAAUACAAUAAUAUUUUCAAUAUUAAA